AUGUGUGCUGAUAAUAAUGAAAAUAGUAGACCAAUAACACCUUCAGAGGAAGACUGUUGUCAUAGUGCAUGUGAUCCUUGUAUUUUUGAUGUACAUAAAAAAUUACUCGAAGAAUAUGAAAGAAAAAAAAAACAGAAUAUAAAAAUACAAAAUAAACAAAACAUACUUCAUUUGUAUAAAUAUAAAAAUUUUGUAGUUUUUAAUAUAGAAGAAAGAUCUGAAUGUUAUAUUUUAAUUGUUUUGAAAUAUUAUGAAAAUAAGUACAAAAAUAAAAGAAUAUUAAUUGAUCCUGGACAACAUGUUAUGUUACAUUUACAUGACAUUACCAAACCAUUUACACCAAUUUUUUUCACAGAUGACUGUAUUGAAUUUCUAAUUAGACUUUAUCCAAAUGGAAAAUUUAGUCAAUAUUUAAAAAAUAUAAAAAUAGGUGAUAUAAUUCAUGUUAGAGGACCAUAUGGAAAUUUUAAAUAUGAAAGUAAUAGUUUUCAGACAAUUAUUAUGUUCUCUAUGGGAUCUGGAAUAACUGCAGUUUAUCAUAUAGCAAAAUCAAUUGUAGAAAAUGAAUUAGAAGAGACAAAGAUUCAUCUUAUUGGAGGAUUUAAAAAUAUAUUGCAGAUUCCUCUAAAAAAAGAAUUACAAACCUUAUCAGAUUAUUGGAAUUUCAAAUGUACUUUGCACAUAUCGCAAAUGCAAAGUAAUUCAGACAUUUUUAUAUUAAUAAGUUUUUUAAAAAUUUUUUUCUUUUCAAAAUAUCUUUUUAUAUUUUAUAUUUUAGAUGUUUGUAAUAUCCAUGGUAUAAAUAUAAAAUCUGGAAGAUUAGAUAAAAAAUCAAUUUUUGAAGUACUUAAAAAUAAAAUAGCUAGUACUACAUUAAUUUUAAUAUGUGGCACUAGUCAAUUUAAUAAUUAUGUUGAGCAGUGGAUAAAAUGCAUGAAUUAUAGACAUAUACAUGUGUUUAAAUAAUAAAUUAAUAUAUUCAUAUAAUUUAUAAUUAUAUUAUACCAUUUAAUAUAGCAUGAUAUGCUUUCUUGACAAUUAGGACAUGAACCAUGAAUAUGAUCAAAUAUAACACGAUUUCCAACAAUUGCUUGUAACCACUAAAAAUAAAAUAAAUACUUGUAUAAAUAGUUUAAUAAAUAUUAAAUAAAGAUUUAUAUUUUAAUUUAAAA
Messenger RNA from Apis cerana (Asiatic honeybee), 1172 nucleotides. Its product is annotated as NADH-cytochrome b5 reductase-like. Gene Ontology annotation, molecular function: oxidoreductase activity. The record is from RefSeq and is a predicted model, not a curated record. NCBI's taxonomy places the organism in Eukaryota, Metazoa, Arthropoda, Insecta, Hymenoptera, Apidae.